CUCCUCACACAUGUAGUACUCAGAGCUUGACGGAAACCCAGGCGCCUCGACCUCAAGAGGAUCAGCCUGGCCAGGGUGGCACAACUCUUCCUUCCCUGUGCACAGCAGGAAGGCUGCCAUCAGCUGAGCAAGUCCACCAGCAGUUUCUGUGUCACGCUUCAUCUUUAAUAAGGACACCAUCUUCUUUUAUAUACAAGAAAGGAGUGUCACACACAGGGGAAAAAAUGCUCUUUUGGGUAUUAGGCCUCCUAAUCCUCUGUGUUUUUCUGUGGACUUGUAAAGGAAACCUAAAGAUUGCAGACAUCACUGAUAAGUACAUUUUUAUCACUGGAUGUGACUCGGGCUUUGGAAAUUUGGCAGCCAAAACUUUUGAUAAAAAGGGAUUUCAUGUAAUCGCUGCCUGUCUGACUGAAUCAGGAUCAACAGCUUUAAAGGCAGAAACCUCAGACAGACUUCAUACCGUGCUUCUGGAUGUGACCAACCCAGAGAAUGUCAAGAGGACUGCCCAGUGGGUGAAGGACAAAGUCGGGGAAAAAGGUCUCUGGGGUCUGAUCAAUAAUGCUGGUGUUCCUGGUGUGCUGGCUCCCACUGACUGGCUGACACUAGAAGACUACAGAGAACCUGUUGAAGUGAACCUGUUUGGACUCAUCAGUGUGACACUAAAUAUGCUUCCCUUGGUCAAGAAAGCUCAAGGGAGAGUUAUUAAUGUCUCCAGCGUUGGAGGUCGCCUUGCAAUAGUUGGAGGGGGCUAUACGCCAUCCAAAUAUGCAGUGGAAGGUUUCAAUGACAGCUUAAGACGGGACAUGAAAGCUUUUGGUGUGCACGUCUCAUGCAUUGAACCAGGAUUAUUCAAAACAAACUUGGCAGAUCCAGUAAAGACACUUGAAAAAAAACUCGCCAUUUGGGAGCAACUGUCUCCAGACAUCAAACGACAAUAUGGAGAAGGUUACAUUGAAAAAAGCCUAGACAAACUGAAGGGCAAUACAUCCUUUGUGAACAUGGACCUCUCUCUGGUGGUAGAGUGCAUGGACCACGCUCUAACAAGUCUUUUCCCUAAGACUCACUAUGCUGCUGGAAAAGAUGCCAAAAUUUUCUGGAUACCUCUGUCUCACAUGCCAGCAGUCUUGCAAGACUUUUUAUUGUUGAAACAGAAAGCAGAGCUGGCUAAUCCCAAGGCAGUGUGAUUCAGCUGAGGACAAAUGCCUGCUCCAGGCUAUGAGAUUGGCUGAUUUCAAGAGCACAUCUCCUUUUCUCCCUACCUGCUCCAACCUGGACUCGUUUAGAUUGUGCUUGUUUGGAUUACAAAAUGGACUCCCGCCAUUGCUGGUGGUGUCCCAGAGUCCCUGCUCAAGUUUUCUCUGAAAAGAAGAACUGGAAUAGUACAUCACAUAGGCAAGUCCUGCCCUGUAUUUAGGCUUUGCCUGCUUGGUAUGACAUAAGGGAAAUGGAAAGACUUGCCCAUUCAAAAUGAUCUUCAUCAUGGCCUGCCCCGUGCUUAUGGUCCCAGCAUUUAGAGUAACUUGUGGAUGUUGAAUAUCAUCUCUUAUCUAAAUAUUAAAGAUGAGUCAAACAUU
Molecule: messenger RNA, 1574 nt
Organism: Saimiri boliviensis boliviensis (Bolivian squirrel monkey)
Lineage: Eukaryota; Metazoa; Chordata; Mammalia; Primates; Cebidae
Source: RefSeq, a predicted model, not a curated record